UCGGGCGUGGUGCUGCCUGCACCGCCAGAGCAUCACCCAGCAGAAUGGAGGAACCUCCCGGGGGAAAGAUUCUGAGCUAUGACCGGGGAAACUUCUUUUGACGGCCCAACCUUCCUUGCAUCGGAGCCCCGAUGCAUCUGCUAAUCCUUCUGAUUCAGAGAUCUACGAUUGUCACUUUAAAGGAUUUACUCUUGAGCUGCAGCCGAGCGAACAGAAUCCUCCGAGUGGAGCUGACGAUCCCCAACUUCUCACCGAAGCUCUCCACUUGCAGCAUCUUCCUGCAAGGACUGAAAGAGGGAAGGAAGGAAGGAAGGAAGGAAGGAAGGAUAGAUAGAUAGAUAGAUUUUUCUGUUGGGGCGAACCUCCCUUGAAAUAACUCCCAUCCCUCCCAUCAGGAAGACUGUGUUGGAAAGGCAGUGGAUUAUGGCUCUACAGAAGCAGGUGGAAAGUUGACCUACUCUGUAGGAUUGGUUUUCCAAGGCAGCCCCAAGUGUCAAAAGGAGGCAGGAGGAACCUAUUUGCUGAGAAAUUUUAAAAAAGAAAAGAUAGGUGAACAUCUGGAGAGGGACUGGUGCCAUCUUCACCUGCAAGGGCUCAUCCUUACCCCUGAGGAUUUUAAAAUCCCCUUUUUAAGGAGGCUGAGAGGGGACAUGGGGGCUACGAAGAUGCCAGCAUCUCCAGCGUGAAGCUGCCGAUUAAUCUGCACCCACCUUGCAUUCUUAGCCAGAAGAAAAUUUGGACAAUGCUAUUGUGAAUCCUCCUGGAUAAUCCUCGAAAUUGCUUCUCCAAAAAGCCCUCCCCACUCCGCCCCCUUCUCUCUCCCUCUCCCUCUCUCUCUCUCUUUUAAUUUCUCCAUCUGCAAUGUAAUCAGAGGAGGAGGAGGAGGAAGAAGAAGAAGAGGUGGGAGGAAAAAAGAAAGAAAGCACAAGAAAGCACAAGCAAAGCUUUCUUCUCCGGUUCCAGAAUGCUCACUUCUAAACCUCUGGAGGAGGAAUAUUGGAUUGAAGGAUCCCGGAGACAAUCGGCUUUGCAGGAUUUCUAUCUUAUGGGACCGGAGCUGGGCAGGGGGGCCACCUCUGUGGUUUACAGCUGCGAAGAGAAAGGAUCUCAGGUCCAGUAUGCUGCCAAAAUAUUGAAGAAAACGAUUGACAAGAAAAUUGUCAGAACUGAAAUUGGAGUUUUGCUGAGGCUCUCCCAUCCAAAUAUUAUCAAACUCAAAGACAUCUUCGAAACCCCCACAGAGAUCACACUCAUCCUUGAAUUGGUGACAGGUGGUGAGCUGUUUGACAGGAUUGUGGAGAGGGGAUUUUACAGCGAAAGGGAUGCAGCCCACGUGGUGAAACAGAUCCUGGAAGCUGUCUCCUAUCUGCAUUCAAAUGGAGUUGUCCACCGUGACCUCAAACCAGAAAACCUUCUCUACGCAGAUCUCUCCCCCGAUGCUCCUCUCAAAAUUGGUGAUUUCGGUUUAUCUAAAAUUGUGGAUGAGCAAGAUACAAUGAAAACCGUAUGUGGCACACCAGGAUACUGUGCACCCGAAAUUCUCCAUGGCUCACCAUAUGGCCCUGAAGUGGAUAUGUGGUCUGUAGGCGUCAUAACAUACAUUUUGCUGUGUGGCUUUGAGCCCUUCUUUGACCCAAGAGGAGAUCAGUACAUGUACAGCCGAAUCCUAAAUUGUGACUAUGAGUUUGUCUCCCCUUGGUGGGAUGAAGUCUCCCUCAAUGCUAAGGAUCUGGUGCAAAAGCUGAUUGUCCUGGAUCCCCAGAAGAGGCUAACAGUUCAUCAAGCCCUAGAGCACCCUUGGGUGACUGGCAAAGCUGCUAAGUUUGCUCACAUGGACAGCACCCAGAAGAAACUGCAGGAGUUUAAUGCAAGGAGGAAAUUAAAGGCUGCCGUGAAAGCAGUGGUGGCCUCCAGCCGUCUCGGCAACCACAGCCAUCACGAGGGAUGCAGAAAUGAGCGCCAUCAGGAUGCGACCAAAGAAGAAAGUGCAGCUCCCUCAGCAGAGAGUGGCCUCUUUCUCCAAGAAGAGAACCUUUACAAAGAGAAGAAGAUGGAGACCGACACAGAAGAAGCCAUGACCAUCAACAGCCCUUUAGCCAAGGUCGAGAAGCUCGAAGGUUUCCAGAACGAGAGUCCCGCAACUCCGGUGAUGAUACUUAACGGUUCCGGCUGCAACACUUAACCCUACGGCAUUCCAGCGCAUUGCUCUUGUCACCAACUCAAGGGGUAUAAAGUCUAUCACCACCGCCCAGUAGACAAAAUUCUAACAAUGUCCAUCAAAGACCACCAGCCAGAUUGAGAGAACAAUUCAGAUGGAGGAGGAGGACCGAAAUCUAGUUGAAAUUAUGAGAAAGUGCUACGGGGACAUCUUCGACAACCUGGCAUCUUCUGCUUAGGUGGGAUUCCUGCUCCUAUCAUCUUUAUCCAGGGAUGAUGGGAACUAUGAUCCAAUUUUUUUGAGAGAGCACCAGACUAGGGAUGGCACUAAGGAUAGGCAGCUCUGGGCUGAAGAGCUGGUUGUCUUGUUUUGCAGAGAAAUCCAUGCUCUUUAAUAUCCUUUCUGUCUGUCUGUGUGUGCGUGUGUUUGUAUGCGUCUUUGUACACAAAAGCAUUUUAUAUAUAUAUAUAUAUAUAUAUAUAUAUAUAUAUAUAUAUUUGUUUUCUGAGGUUUUCGCGGGUGUUUGUAUGUAGGUCUUUGGUUGUUCGGGUUUUCUCCCGUGUAAAAUUGGAAGUGUCUUGGCGACGUUUCGACGAAGUGUGUGAUUGCAACUGUUUCUUCCUUUUUAACUGCUACUUCCUUUUUAACCCCCACUAGCAGU
Messenger RNA from Ahaetulla prasina, 2819 nucleotides. RefSeq names its product calcium/calmodulin-dependent protein kinase type IV-like. The coding region runs from base 965 to 2182 and encodes 405 amino acids. Gene Ontology annotation, molecular function: calmodulin binding; ATP binding; calcium/calmodulin-dependent protein kinase activity. NCBI's taxonomy places the organism in Eukaryota, Metazoa, Chordata, Lepidosauria, Squamata, Colubridae. The record is from RefSeq and is a predicted model, not a curated record. The transcript has 11 exons. Gene Ontology annotation, biological process: protein phosphorylation.